Vitis riparia (riverbank grape) is the source of this 2082-nucleotide messenger RNA. Its product is annotated as indole-3-pyruvate monooxygenase YUCCA6-like. Gene Ontology annotation, biological process: auxin biosynthetic process. NCBI's taxonomy places the organism in Eukaryota, Viridiplantae, Streptophyta, Magnoliopsida, Vitales, Vitaceae. The transcript is spliced from 4 exons. Gene Ontology annotation, molecular function: flavin adenine dinucleotide binding; N,N-dimethylaniline monooxygenase activity; NADP binding. The coding region runs from base 412 to 1659 and encodes 415 amino acids. The record is from RefSeq and is a predicted model, not a curated record.
ACCAUCUCUCUCUCUCCUCUCCCCUCUGAUUUUGCCCCGUAGCUCUCGCUCCUCCGCUUUCUUCUCCAUGGAGAACUACACACAUAGAUUCAAAAAAACACUCUCUUACAAGUGGAUAAGAACUUCUUAAUCCACUCCACAAAUUAAGGAAAGUUUAUUUGUAUUUUUUGUCCUGGCGCCUAAUCUCUCUUCAGAUAAGAGAGGAAAAGUUAGCACUCAAUCCGGGCUUAAUCUCAGAGAAGUUGGAAGAUAGAGAGAAAGUUAACUUCUUGUUCUUCAUCAAGAAGGUCUUCUGAUUAAUGGGUUCUCUUCAGUUUCAGUGCUGUUUCAUGAAUUAGACGACUUUCGAGUGUAAAGCUGAAGCUACAGAGCUAGUUUCUGCAACUGGUUUCUUCAGUUAUUGUACUGUUCAUGGACUUUCUCAGAGAAAUAGAAGGGAAGAGAGCUCAUGACCCUAUUUUUAAUGACAAGGCCAUGAGCUCCGGCAGAAGUUUCAUUCCAGGACCGGUGAUCGUCGGAGCUGGACCGUCGGGGCUGGCCACGGCUGCGUGCCUGAAAGAGAAAGGAGUGCCCAGUGUAAUUCUAGAGAGAUCCAACCGCAUAGCUUCUCUGUGGCAGCUAAAUACCUACGAUCGACUCUGCCUCCAUCUCCCUAAGCAGUUCUGCGAACUCCCGCUGAUGCCUUUCCCGGAGAAUUUCCCGACUUACCCAACUAAGCAGCAGUUUAUAGAGUACUUGGAGGCAUACGCGGAGCGGUUCGAUAUACGGCCAAGGUUCAACGAGUCGGUGGCGCGUGCAGAGUACGACCACACGCUUGGGUUUUGGCGCGUGAAAACCGAGACAACGGAAUAUGUGUGCCGAUGGCUGAUAGUGGCCACCGGAGAGAAUGCAGAGGCGAUGGUGCCGGAGAUUGAAGGGAGGAGAAAGUUUGGCGGGCCAAUGGUGCAUACAAGUUCGUAUAAAAGCGGAGAUGUGUACAGAGGGAAGAGAGUUUUGGUGGUUGGUUGUGGGAAUUCAGGAAUGGAGGUGUGUUUGGACCUCUGCAAUCAUAAUGCUAGGCCUUCUCUUGUGGUCAGAGAUUCAGUGCACAUCCUACCACGACAGAUGCUGGGGAAAUCAACUUUUGGGCUGUCCAUGUGGUUGCUCAAGUGGCUGCCCAUGCGCCUUGUCGAUCACCUCCUGCUGAUCGUGUCUCGGUUCAUGCUCGGUGACACGGCCAAAUUCGGAUUGGACCGCCCUAAAUUGGGUCCCCUUGAACUCAAAAACUUGUCCGGAAAGACGCCGGUGUUGGAUGUAGGGACACUUGCUAAGAUCAAAAGUGGAGACAUUAAGAUAUGUCCAGGCAUCAGGCAACUGAAGUGUCAUGCUGUGGAGUUUGUUGAUGGAAGAACUGAGAAUUUUGAUGCUAUAAUCUUUGCAACUGGUUACAAAAGCAAUGUACCAUUUUGGCUAAAGGAGAGAGAUUUGUUUUCAGAGAAAGAUGGGCUACCUCGGAGGCCAUUUCCAAAUGGUUGGAAAGGCAAUUGUGGGCUAUAUGCAGUGGGGUUCACUAAGCGCGGCCUGCUUGGCGCAUCAAUGGACGCCAAACGAAUCUCAGAAGACAUUGAACGGUGUUGGAAAGCUGAUGCAAAACGUCUUACAGUGAAAUCACAUACAUGAUUUUGAGUAUGUUUGGUAAUGAUUCUAGAAAAUGUUUCUAGUCUUUUUUAUGCUUAAAAGAUAAAAAUUUUGAAGUGUUAAAAAGACUAGAAACACUUUCUAAUAUCACAGUCAAACGCACUUUUUAUUUGAGUUAGGACUAGAAGAGGUUUUGAUUGAAGAAUUAGGGGACUAUUGGAGGGUUUUGAUGGUGCCAUGCAUUAGCCGAAGAAGGUGCUCCUCCAAUUGAGGAAAAGAAGAAAAGUAAAAGAGAGUUGUACCACUGAUCCCUAGCUACAUAUCUUUUCAAAUGAUACACAAGGUCUUGGGAAGGAGGAAUUGAGAGUGAAAGAAGAAGUGGUGUUCAUUUGUGGGGGACCUCAACUAUCUGUACAUCUUGUACAUUACCAUUUUUCUCAAGGUAAUUAGGUAUGACUUAAUUUA